UCCCCGCCAUGGCGGCUCCGCUCGGUACCGGUGCCCGCGCGGAGGAGACUGGGCAGGAGAAACAGGACACGCAAGAGAAGGAAACCAUCACCCCUGAGAGAGCAGAAGAGGCAAAACUGAAGGCUAAAUACCCCAACCUAGGCCAGAGACCCGGAGGCUCCGACUUCCUCAUGAAGAGACUGCAGAAAGGGCAAAAAUACUUCGAUUCUGGUGACUACAACAUGGCCAAGGCAAAGAUGAAGAACAAGCAGUUGCCAAGUGCAGGGCCAGACAAGAACCUGGUGACAGGAGACCACAUCCCCACGCCGCAGGACCUCCCGCAGAGAAAAUCCUCGCUUGUAACCAGCAAGCUGGCAGGGUAGCCUGCACUCACAGGCUGGGGUUUUUCCUAUUUUCUUUUUUUCUUUUGGCUAAAUGGAUUGAACUUCACUGUACCAUAGGGACGGGAGCACCAGAAUCCACAUAGUUAUUUGAGCAUUUACAGCGAACACACACCAAAACUGAGAAGGCGAGCGAGAGGACAGUAGCCCGGGAUGCACAGGCAGAUUUGAUUGGGCCGUUCCUUUUAGCGAGUCGGUUGCUGCCUUAAUUUUUGUGCUGUUUGAAACCAUCCUGGCUUGCAGAGCCACUGAAGCGCUGCCUCCUCGCUGGGAGAGUCGAGCGGCCCCAGGAGAAGCAGGAAAGUGCUCAGAGGAGUCGCUUGCUGUUUGCUUGGCACCGGAUAGGAAGGGAGAGCUCGGAGCCGUGGUGUGCGAAUGCUUUUCAGGCAUCGGGUGUCUGCAGAGGAAGAACCGGCUGGGCAAAAGGUGUGGUACGCGAUCUGGAAGUUUAGUUAGGUGUGUGCGUUAGAGCGUCUAAGUGAAGAAAUCGACUGAUACGCAAAAAAUUACGUGGCUGUGUUGCUGGGCUGAGCUGCCUGGGAUCUGUCCCAUUUGCACAAAGCAGCUGAGCUCACAGGAGGGGACAACGUGUCUGACAGCCACAGGAGAGGAGCCAGGCAGUGUUUGAAACAGUCCUUGUGGCUUGGAGCUGUGAUGAGGCUUUUUCUGUUUUGGGGGUAGAGCCCCACCACAGCCGUGUCUGAGUGUGGCUGUGAUCGGGGACGCAGCGUGAGGCUCGUGGCUGCCCCGGAGGGCUUGGGGGCAGUUUCUCUUGACCCGGUCAGUUCUGGCCAGCAAGGCUGUCUGCCUUGGCAGAGGUGAGAGGUGGCUCCUCUCCCGGCUGCUGGGUAGGAAGCAAAAGGUGGUGAGCUGAAGCCCCCCAGCAGCAGGGUGCUGGGGACGCAGGAGACUGUGGCCAAGCAGGCAGGCAGAGCCCCACCUGGUUGCGUGCAGCCCCUGCCUGGUGCCCAGACUUUGGUGCUUGCAAAGAGGGGGCCAGCAGCAGCCGGUGAAAUGGAUGUGAGCUGUUGGAGCUGAUCUCUGGAGGGAGAGAGGCAGGACUGGGAAUAACCGCCCCAGAAGGGAAAAAAGCACUGGAGACAGAGCGUGGAGAUCAGGAAAAGCAGAGCAUAGAGGCAAGCCUGUGUUGACAGUGUCAGGCACCCCAAGCUUGGAUUUCUUUCUUCUCCCUUUUUUCCUUCUUGCCUUUUCUUUGUUCCAGGCCUGGAAAAAAACAACCAAACAACAAACCAAAAAGUUGGUGUGAUGGCUGCAGCCUGCAGAACGACAUGCACACUCUGUGCAUAGACUGUCUGCUCCUCACGCAGCGGAGACAACGUGGCCUCCCGUCCUGUGCAGCGGAAGGUCUCAGCAUGCCUGUGCCAGGGCAGCGCUAAACCUGCCUGGUUUAGGGCCAGUAUUGAAGGCAUGUGGGCAAGCGGAAGUUGAGUGAAUGUGGGGUUUUUUGUUGUUUUUGUUGUUGGGGGGGGGUGUGUGUUUGUGUUUUGUUUUGGGUUUGGGGUUUUUUUUUUUGGGGUAAGGAUUCCCAUCAGGUCAGGAGAAACCUAGGCAGGGCACAGCUUUCCUUAUGUGCGUUCUUGGCUGGCUGACUCAGGCUUUCCUGAGAACCUGUUUUCACUCAUUGCACUUUCCUGCUGCUGGUUAGAGUGAGGAACGCGGUGUUGCUUCCCUGGAGAGUGUUUGCCAAGGGUGUGCUCGAAUGCUUGUGUCUGCCUUCAGGUGGUUUGGAACAAGCCAGUCGCAGCUCCCCUUGUCAGGGCACUCUGAGCAAGGGGCUCCGUUGCUGGCGCCAUGGCCACGGAGGUCAGUUUUCUCUUUGUGGAGCGGGCAAGGAGCGUAGCGGGACUGGGGGCUGCCCACUUGUAACCAUGGGUCCGUGCUUCGGUCUUCGUCACCUUUCCAGACGCUGUGUAACCUGGCCAAGGUGGUGCUGGCAGUGGCUGUGCAACUUCCUUGGAUGUUCUGCUGUCUGUCCCAGCCAUGUUGUAAAUAGAUAUGAAUCAUAGAUAUAAAAAUAUAUAUAAUUUUUUA
This is a messenger RNA of Gavia stellata (red-throated loon), 2432 nucleotides long. It is a transcript of the gene ENSA, whose product is annotated as endosulfine alpha. The record is from RefSeq and is a predicted model, not a curated record. The transcript is spliced from 3 exons. Gene Ontology annotation, cellular component: cytoplasm. Bases 9 to 362 code for a protein of 117 amino acids. Gene Ontology annotation, molecular function: protein phosphatase inhibitor activity. NCBI's taxonomy places the organism in Eukaryota, Metazoa, Chordata, Aves, Gaviiformes, Gaviidae.